Molecule: messenger RNA, 1737 nt
Organism: Symbiodinium sp. CCMP2456
Lineage: Eukaryota; Dinophyceae; Suessiales; Symbiodiniaceae
Source: the annotation of a GenBank genome assembly
AUGGGGUUUGAGCCAGUCGGCCAUGCUCUAUCCCUGCCGUCACUGCCAUCCACCGAGAGCAGCCACAGCCCUGAACGCUUAGCCAGACUCUACAGCAAUUUGGACCCAGAGCGGCUCCGAGCCGUUCCUUUAAGCAUUUGCUUAGAGAGCUGGGGCCGCCACUUCAGAAAUGAAGUGGAGGGCGCGUUCUCCGUGGACGCAGCAAAUGACCACCUCAGCCAAAAGACUGAGCAGAUCGACAAUUUUCUCAGCCAUGAUUGGGCCACCAGCCGCUUCCUCAAAGUGCUGACCCUCCUUUGGGUGUUCAACAUCCGAGCCGCCACUAUUGCAACCUUCCUUAUCAGUUGCAUCCUGGGGUUCCUCCGUAUCUACUGGUAUGGCACGGGCAGCAUGAUGGACCACUGGUGCUCCACCUUUUUCGGCUAUGCGACAUUCGUGAUUGUGUUUUGUUGGUGGCAAAGAAUCCAGUCUCUUUUCGGCAUCAGCCGCAAGGUCUUCCUGGACAAACUGUGCAUCGCCCAGCACAAUCCGGCGCUGAAGCAGCAGGGAAUCCUUGGCUUGGCCGGCUUCCUACAGAAGUCGAACACGCUCACGGUUAUGUGGUCGCAACGAUGGGCAACUCGCCUUUGGUGUACCUACGAGUUAGCUGCCUUCAUGCGUCAGGGUAACCUGCAGAUUGAGCUCAUGCCGGUGAAGCUGGCGGGCAUUUUGCUGAUGCAGGGAUCCUGCUGGGCGGCGAUAUCCAUCGCCCAUGCGAUUAUGGCCUCUGACGGUCAGGAAGGUGAUCCCGAUUAUAGCGCUUACACGCUGUCCCUCAUCGGCAUUGGGAUCUUCAGUGUGAUCCUGAUCGCUCUCACUGCUGUGAUGGUGCACACAGGCCUGUGGCUCAUGAAGGAGUUGGAUGAGCUGCCAGGGCAGUUGAAAGCGUUUCGAAUACAAGAUGCCGCGUGCUACUGCUGUGCUCACGGCCACCGCCAUCCAAAGACUGGGAAAGAAAUUCCAUGUGACCGAGAGUAUGUGUACUGGAUGCUUCGUACUUGGUUUCAUGAUCCAGAAGCACCGGACAAGUCGCACCUGGAUUCGUUCAAUGCCAUGGUGAGAGAGCAGCUGGCACCCGUCGUACUUAAACAUGCAGGUGGGAGCACGCUGCCUUUGAGUUACGCCUUGUAUGUUUGUGCCGCAUGCAAUUUGCCCUGGCUCAUUGACUACAUCCCCUGGUGGGCUGCCGGGUAUUGUCCAGAAGAGAAAGCUGGCUUUGCUUUCUUGUUGUGGUGGCUGCGCGGCCUUAUGCUUUUCUUGUACCAUCCUCUUCUGCAGCUCGCAAUGAUGCGAAUCUGCACGAUGAUGUGGAAAGCCUUGCUGCCACUGGCAGAGCGAACUUGGCGCGUGGCACUGACAGCCGUGCAGAUUCUCAUCAUGAUCAUCGUUGCGCUGGCUGUGUGGCUUGCGUUUCGCUAUGUGUACCAGGUCACAGACAGCACAAGUUUGCUGCCGGGUUUGCCCUUUGUCGCUCUUGUCAUCCUGGACAUCGCCCUUUUCUGGCGAUCUGGGGAGCGGGCUACAGCUUCUGCCAGACCAGAUCACAAAGAAACAGGCCCGUCGUCUUCGCAUGCCACAGACCCUGAAAAAGAAGAUGUCGAGAAGAAAGAUGAAGAUGAUGGGAGGACUCCCGGUCACUGCAUCUGGCACAUCUCCGAAACAGAGGCUGACGGGCAACUGGUUGAGGUGAAGCUGUAA